Stylonychia lemnae is the source of this 1530-nucleotide messenger RNA. The record is from the annotation of a GenBank genome assembly. Lineage: Eukaryota; Ciliophora; Spirotrichea; Sporadotrichida; Oxytrichidae.
AUGUCUAAUAAUUUCAGAAGCUUUGUUAAAGACAUGGUAGGUUAUCUUUAUAUCCAAAUUUUAACUAGAGCAUUUUUACUAUAGGAGACAGACUUUCCAAGCAUUGAUAAGUUCAAGAAGGACUAUGUACGACAAAUGAACUAACGCUACGUAAAUGAAAGUAAAAAGGAUCGAUAGAGGAAUUAGUUACGCUAAAAUUAGAGUGAUAUAUCUUUCAACAAUUAGAAUUCAUCAUUCGUAGAUGAUGGCAAGAAACAAGAAAAGUAAAGUUAAUUGCCAUUUUAACAAUAGAUUCAUAGAUUUUUUUAAGAAUUAAUAGAAAAAAAUGAAAGGUAAAAGAAGAUGAUCAAGGAAAGAGAAGAGUAAAAAAAUCAAAUAACUUUAACUUAAUAGAGAGAGCUAGAUAAACGAAUAAUCAUCAAAGCCCAGUAAAAGCUUAAAAACUACGAACUCAGACACUCCCUGAAAUUACCAUCGAUUUAUAAUCAACAGACUCAAUCUAGCAAGGAUGACUAUCAAAAUAACACAUUUAUAAAUUAAACUCAAGUUGAGACCUAAAUUUCUCCUCUUAGCAAUAGGAAUAAUGCUAUUUUCAAAACUGCUGAGUUUCAGAAUAAUAAAAAACUAAACAAGGAUGUGAUAUAACUAACAAUGAGACCUCGUAACUUCAAGAGACCUAGGAUGCUUGUCAAUUAAUCUGUUUUUCAAAUGAAUAGUGCAGAUGGGGGUCUUUCACCAAGCAAUUAGAGAAAUAUGAAGACAUCUCCAAAUGGAGCUUAGAGGUAUAGUAUUUAUAUCAAGAGAAAUAUGGCAAAUUCAAAUUAGGAGAAAUCACUUCUAGAUUUAUCAGUUAAGGAGGUACUAAAGUUAAUAUAAAAUUACCUAUUAUAGGUGAUUCAAGAAAUUGAUGUUUCAUUAAGAACGGGUCAUCCUGUGAAAUUCAAAGAUUUUGGACUACAAAAUUCAGCAAUAGUAUAGCUUUUAGAUCUUGAGAAGAAAGAAAUCAAAGCAAAGAAAAAGGAUUUCAUGAAAGACAUUGAUAUCUCUAAGAGAUUCUUAGAGCGAAGAGUAGUGGAAAAAAAUAAAUAAGAUCAAAUAUUUGAUAGACUUGAUAGAAGUUUAAGCAUCGAUAAGACAACCACAAUCGAUAGAAGUAUUUAGAAGAUGCCUGUAAGCAGCAAUAUACACUUAACUAAACUAUAGACAUAAAUGAUCCGAGAAGCUAAAGAGGAUUUGAUGUUCCCAACAGAGAUAGAUCAUGAUCAAGUGAUUAUAGAAAAAGAUGAAGACUACUAUGACAGCAACUUUAUUUCUAUUAACAAAGAAGACAUAAAUCACAGUGAAGAGGAUUAUUAACUUUAGCCUCUUAUCAAGAAACUUAUAUAGUCAACUAAAAGAAAAGGAGAGUUUCAAAACAUUGAAGAAAGAAUUCUCUACAACUAUUAAAAUGGCAUCGGAAUCCAUAAUAUACAUACUAAAACUGGUAAGAAGAUACCACCCUCGGUUAUUUUAAAUAAAGGCUUUGCCUGA